Aegilops tauschii subsp. strangulata is the source of this 848-nucleotide messenger RNA. RefSeq lists its product as uncharacterized. The record is from RefSeq and is a predicted model, not a curated record. Lineage: Eukaryota; Viridiplantae; Streptophyta; Magnoliopsida; Poales; Poaceae.
GCAACAUGCCAUCUCUUCUCUUCCGACUUGUGCGAGCCUUGUUGAAUUUGGUCAAGCAAACAUUGUACCCGGCCGCGAAGCCUGGACGUGGUGUCCCCGUCCUUGGCGGUAGCGACGCCGGCUUCAAGAGGCCGGCGGUGCUCACCUGCCCCCGGUACAUCAUCUCCGUGAUCUGUGAAUUCGCCAUGUUGAUCUGCACCACCGGGACGCUGUGCUACUACUUGACCUACGACUUGCCACCUGAGUUCUCCGUCCACUUGACGCCGAUCCCGAGCAACAACAGCGUGGGGGCUCCGGCCACGACGACGUCCAUCCCCCGGGCCUUCGACAUCGUCCUGCACGCCGGCAACCGCCGCGCUAGGGAGAGGUGCCACCACCACGGGGAGGGAGUGGUGACGUACGGCGGCUACACCGUGGCGUCGGGCCACGCGCCCGACUUCUGUGUGCCGUGGAAGGGGGCGCGCGAGGUGCCGUUCGAGCUGGCGUGGGGCUGGGACGACGGCGUUUACCUGCCCGAGCACCUGCGCGGCCGCAUCGCGGUGGCGGAGAGAGUCUGCGCCGUGGAGUUCGCGGUCCAGGUGAGACUCCUCCAGGGAGGCAACGCCCGCUCCGGCACGGGCACGCCGACGUGGAUGUGGUGCAAGGCGAGGAUCGGUGGGGCGCCUGGCGCCGUCCCGCCCUGCACCGUGUUCGCUCCACAGAACUGGUUUUCGCCCCUGGCUUAGCCGCCUCGGUGUCGCCAUUGGUGAGUAACCUGAUUGUAUUAGAAAACAUUGGAUAAAUUAGUAAGUAUUCUGGCUUGUUUUGUACUCCAAGUAGAUCAUGUACUCCUAUAUAUAUGCCUACGA